AUGACGGGUCUCUACGCCUUCAAGCCUAGCAGUGGCCGCCUCCCCUACCUCGGCGUCCCAGUCUCAACAGAAGGCCAAGAACACAUUCCCUCCGUCGUAGGACCCAUGGCAAGGAGUCUCAACUCGAUCCACAGCGUCGUCAAAACCAUCAUCGAAACCUCCCCUUGGACCCAAGAGCCACGCGUCCUCCCCAUACCCUGGCGCGAACCAGAAUACCGCGCCGCCCAAUCCCGACCACUAGUCAUCGGCCUCCUAGCAGACGACGGCGUCGUCAAGAUCCAUCCACCCCUCGAACGCGUCCUACUUGAAGCAGCCGGGAAACUUUCAGCCGCGGGCCACGAGAUCGUGCAAUGGGAUGCUAGCGAUCAUCAGGAUUGCAUCAAGAUAAUGGACCAGUACUACACGGCGGAUGGAUGUGAGGAUAUCCUUCGCGAGGUGGCGAAGGGAGGCGAGCCGUUGGUCCCGCAUGUUCAGGCGCUUGUGGAGCGAGCUCCGGCGAUUUCGGUUUAUGAGUACUGGCAGCUGAACCGACAGAAGCAGGCGGCGCAGAGAGCUUACUUGGACAAAUGGAGGGCAUUCAAGUCGCCGAAGUCUGGACGACCAGUGGAUGUCUUGUUGACUCCGACGAUGCCGCAUUCCGCCGUGCCGCAUAGAAGUUGUAAGUGGGUUGGAUACACUAAAAUUUGGAACUUCCUGGAUUACACUGCCUGUGUCCUACCCUUUGGCAAGGUGGACAAGAGUGUUGAUGUGAGCAAGACCGCUCCUGCCGUUCGCGAGUAUGUGGGCAGGAAUGAGCUCGAUCGGUGGAAUUGGGCGUUAUAUGAUGCCGAGAAGAUGGACGGCCUACCAUUGAGUGUGCAGAUUGUGGGCCAGAAGCUGGAAGAGGAGAAAGUGCUUGGCGUUGCGAAUGUGGUUGAAGACAUUCUUCGAAGGUAG
This is a messenger RNA of Recurvomyces mirabilis, 936 nucleotides long. RefSeq lists its product as uncharacterized. The coding region runs from base 1 to 936 and encodes 311 amino acids. The record is from RefSeq and is a predicted model, not a curated record. The transcript is spliced from 2 exons. NCBI's taxonomy places the organism in Eukaryota, Fungi, Ascomycota, Dothideomycetes, Mycosphaerellales, Teratosphaeriaceae.